This is a messenger RNA of Corylus avellana, 846 nucleotides long. Its product is annotated as fasciclin-like arabinogalactan protein 12. Gene Ontology annotation, cellular component: plasma membrane. The record is from RefSeq and is a predicted model, not a curated record. Gene Ontology annotation, biological process: plant-type secondary cell wall biogenesis. NCBI's taxonomy places the organism in Eukaryota, Viridiplantae, Streptophyta, Magnoliopsida, Fagales, Betulaceae.
AUGCAUGCAAAGAUGACCAAGCAGGCUGUCUUCUCCCUCUCACUUGUUUUUCUCUGCCUCUGCAGCACAACUUUAGGCCAGGCGCCAGCUCAGGCCCCAGCUCAGGCCCCGGCUAAGCCCGCCGACGCCCACCCUAAGCAUCCCCAUACACCGGCACGACCUGGGACCCCCGACGUCAUCAAAAUCCUCCAAAACGUCGGAGGAUUCAGCAUCCUAAUCCGCCUCUUAAGGACCACUGCAGUGGCUGACCAAAUCAAAGGGCAGCUCGACAAUUCAAACACUGGUUUCACCCUUUUCGCUCCAACCGACUCCUCAUUUUCCAACCUCAAAUCGGGCACUUUAAACUCUCUCAACAACGAAGAAAAGAUCCGGCUUUUGCAGUUUCACACCUUACCCAAAUUUUAUUCUCUGGAGAACUUCCAAACUGUGACAAACCCAUUGCGAACGCAGGCAGGAGAUUCCAACCCCGGUGAUUACCCCCUAAAUGUGACCGCUGCGGGAGGCCAAGUCAACAUUUCCACCGGCGUUGUGAAUGCCACAGUCAGCGGUACAUUAUUUUCCGCUAAUCAACUUGCCGUGUAUCGGGUGGACACAGUGCUUCUUCCGAUGGACAUCUUCGUUCCGAAGGCACCUCCGGCACCAGCGCCGGCACCGGUCCCAGUACUCAAGCCUAAGGCUAAGACGAAGCCAGCCGCUAGUCCAAAGAGUAUUACUCCUACUAGUACUCCUACUCCUACUACUACUACUCCUACAGUAGUGGUUGAUUCUGGUGCGGUGGGUCUCACAAAGCACGGAAUGCUGGUGUCCGUCGGAUUUUCUACUUUCAUUGCAGCGUUUUCUCUGUGA